CGCCUCCGCCACCGCCGCCGCUGCUGCUGCUGCGGUCGCUAGCGCGGCGCGCAGGGCAGGCGGAGGCUGGGGAGUGGACGCGCUCGUGCCUCCCCCGCCGGCGCUUCGGGCUUCCCCUCGGCCGCUUCCCGCGGGAACCUCUCCGGCCGUCCACCUGAAGGGCACCGACAUCAUGGUCUAACGUGGCACCUGCCUGGAUUCCCCUCUUCCUCCUGUUCUUCCUACCUCCUAGUCCUUCCCUCCUCCUCCUCCAAGGACCCUCGCGCCCACUCCACUGCGGACCCCUGAACACUUUAAGGAAUAACCCUUGGCAGCUGCACGGCUCACGAUCUCCAAAACCCCAUGGGCAGUUUCUCCCGCCGGCGAUGAUGGAGAACCUAAUAAGGGGAAGGAAUCCCCCCCAAUAUCAGAGAAGUCCUUGUAAAGAAGUUCGUGCAGCACUUCGUAAGAGACCUGAAGAGGAGUUGCAGUGCCUGGAGAUGACCACCAAACGGAAAAUCAUCGGCCGCCUCGUGCCGUGCCGAUGUUUCCGAGGUGAAGAAGAAAUCAUCUCAGUUUUAGAUUACUCCCAUUGCAGUCUUCAGCAGGUGCCAAAGGAGGUCUUUAACUUUGAACGGACAUUAGAGGAGCUUUAUCUAGAUGCCAAUCAAAUUGAAGAACUACCCAAGCAAUUGUUCAACUGUCAAGCUCUACGAAAACUAAGUAUUCCUGACAAUGACCUUUCAAAUCUGCCAACCACUAUUGCUAGUUUAGUUAAUCUUAAAGAACUCGACAUCAGUAAAAAUGGUGUGCAAGAAUUUCCAGAAAACAUAAAGUGCUGUAAGUGUUUAACAAUUAUUGAAGCCAGUGUCAAUCCCAUUUCUAAACUCCCUGAUGGCUUCACGCAGCUUCUAAACUUGACCCAGCUCUAUCUGAAUGACGCCUUUCUUGAAUUUCUUCCAGCCAAUUUUGGAAGGCUGGUGAAGCUCAUUUGGGUGGAAUUGAGACAUCAACAUAUGAAUUUGCUGCCAAAGUCAAUGCACAAACUGGCCCAGUUGGAAAGACUUGACCUAGGCAAUAAUGAAUUCAGCGAGCUGCCUGAAGUUGUGGAUCAAAUACAAAACUUAAGGGAGUUAUGGAUGGAUAAUAAUGCAUUACAAGUGCUACCUGGGUCUAUAGGGAAGUUAAAGAUGUUGGUAUACCUGGAUAUGUCAAAAAACAGAAUAGAAACGGUCGACAUGGAUAUUUCUGGAUGUGAAGCCCUCGAGGACCUCUUGCUAUCAUCCAAUAUGUUGCAACAGUUACCUGACUCAAUCGGACUGUUGAAAAAACUAACUACUCUAAAAGUAGAUGACAAUCAACUUACACUGCUACCCAAUACAAUCGGAAAUUUAUCUUUAUUAGAAGAAUUUGACUGUAGCUGUAAUGAACUGGAGUCGCUACCGUCUACUAUUGGCUACCUUCAUAGUCUUCGUACAUUAGCAGUCGAUGAGAAUUUCCUUCCAGAAUUACCCAGAGAAAUUGGAAGUUGUAAGAAUGUAACAGUCAUGUCUCUACGCUCCAAUAAACUGGAAUUUCUUCCUGAAGAGAUUGGACAGAUGCAGAAACUAAGAGUCUUAAAUCUGAGUGACAACAGAUUGAAGAACUUACCAUUCUCAUUUACCAAACUUAAAGAGCUUGCAGCUUUAUGGCUUUCUGACAAUCAGUCCAAAGCCCUUAUCCCUUUACAAACUGAAGCCCAUCCAGAAACAAAGCAAAGAGUGUUGACUAACUACAUGUUUCCCCAGCAACCUCGUGGUGAUGAAGAUUUCCAGUCAGACAGUGACAGCUUUAAUCCUACACUGUGGGAAGAGCAGAGACAACAACGCAUGACUGUUGCCUUUGAAUUUGAAGACAAAAAAGAAGAUGAUGAAAAUGCUGGGAAAGUUAAGGAUCUCUCCUGCCAAGCCCCCUGGGAAAGGGGCCAGCGUGGGAUUACUCUCCAACCUGCCAGACUGUCUGGCGAUUGCUGCACACCAUGGGCCAGGUGUGAUCAGCAGAUCCAAGAUAUGCCCGUCCCCCAGAAUGACCCACAGCUGGCAUGGGGUUGUAUAAGUGGCCUCCAGCAGGAAAGGAGCAUGUGUACUCCAUUGCCAGUUGCAGCACAAUCCACCACUCUUCCCUCUCUAAGUGGCAGACAGGAUUCUUUUGUUCAUCCAGCUAAUGAAAUGAGGAUUGGGGAACUUCACCCUUCAUUAGCUGAGACCCCUCUGUAUCCACCCAAACUUGUUCUGCUAGGGAAGGACAAAAAAGAAUCAACUGAUGAGUCUGAAGUUGACAAAACUCACUGUCUGAAUAACAGUGUUUCCUCAGGCACUUACUCAGACUACUCGCCUUCCCAGGCCUCCUCAGGAUCCUCUAACACCCGGGUUAAAAUGGGGUCCUUGCAGACAACAGCUAAAGAUGCAGUACAUAAUUCUUUGUGGGGUAACAGGAUUGCACCACCUUUCCCACAGCCUCUUGACGCAAAGCCAUUACUCAGCCAGCGGGAGGCUGUUCCCCAAGGGAAUCUACCACAGCGCCCUGACAGGCUGCCAAUGGGUGAUGCUUUCACUGACAACUGGACUGAUGGCUCACAUUAUGACAACACUGGGUUUGUUGCUGAGGAAACCACAGCAGAGAAUGCCAACAAUAAUCCUCUCUUAAAUUCGAAAUCUAGAAGCUCAUCUUCUCAUGGACGCAGGCCUUUGAUCAGGCAGGAUAGGAUUGUUGGUGUUCCCCUGGAACUUGAGCAGUCUACACACAGACACACACCAGAAACAGAAGUGCCUCCUUCUAAUCCUUGGCAGAAUUGGACCAGAACCCCUAGUCCUUUUGAAGACAGGACAGCUUUUCCUUCCAAAUUAGAGACAACCCCCACUACCAGCCCCUUGCCUGAAAGGAAAGAACAUAUCAAAGAAUCUACUGAAAUACCUAGUCCUUUUUCUCCAGGAGUACCAUGGGAGUAUCAUGAUUCCAAUCCCAACAGGAGUCUUAGUAAUGUCUUUUCUCAAAUCCACUGCCACCCAGAAUCUUCUAAAGGUGUUAUUUCAAUUAGCAAAAGCACAGAGAGGCUUUCCCCACUAAUGAAAGAUAUAAAGUCCAAUAAAUUCAAAAAGUCACAGAGUAUCGAUGAGAUUGACAUUGGUACAUACAAGGUUUAUAAUAUACCAUUAGAAAACUAUGCUUCUGGGAGUGAUCACUUGGGAAGCCACGAACGACCAGAUAAAAUGUUGGGACCAGAGCACGGUAUGUCCAGUAUGUCUCGAAGCCAAUCGGUCCCAAUGCUGGAUGACGAGAUGCUCACUUAUGGAAGUAGUAAAGGGCCACAACAACAAAAAGCAUCUAUGACAAAAAAAGUCUAUCAGUUUGACCAAAGCUUCAAUCCUCAAGGAAUGGUGGAAGUGAAAGCUGAUAAGAGGAUACCACCCUCUUUUCAACACAAUUCGGAGUAUGUGCAGCAGCCCGGCAAAAACAUGACCAAGGAUUUGAUUAGCCCUAGAGCGUACAGAGGAUACCCACCAAUGGAGCAAAUGUUUUCAUUUUCGCAGCCAUCGGUGAAUGAGGAUGCUGUGGUGAACGCCCAGUUCGCAAGCCAAGGGGCAAGGGCAGGCUUCUUGAGAAGGGCCGACUCCCUGGUGAGCUCCACAGAAAUGGCCAUGUUUAGAAGGGUCAGUGAGCACGAGCUGCCCCCGACUGAUAGGUACGGCAGACCUCCGUAUAGGGGAGGGCUGGAUCGCCAAAGCAGCGUUUCAGUGACUGAGUCCCAGUUCCUGAAAAGGAAUGGCAGGUAUGAAGAUGAACACCCUUCAUAUCAAGAAGUGAAAGCUCAGGCGGGAAGUUUUCCAGUUAAAAACCUAACCCAGAGGAGGCCACUGUCUGCAAGAAGCUACAGUACAGAGAGUUACGGUGCCUCCCAAACCAGGCCAGUUUCAGCUAGGCCUACUAUGGCAGCUCUUUUGGAAAAAAUACCGUCUGACUAUAACUUGGGUAACUAUGGUGACAAGCCAUCAGAUAACAGUGAUAUAAAGACGAGGCCUACUCCUGUGAAGGGAGAGGAGAGCUGUGGUAAAAUGCCUGCAGACUGGAGACAACAGCUGCUUAGACAUAUAGAAGCUAGAAGGUUAGACAGGAAUGCUGCUUACAAACACAACACAGUUAACCUUGGCAUGCUGCCCUAUGGAGGUAUUUCAGCAAUGCAUGCAGGCAGAAGCAUGACUUUAAACUUGCAGACUAAGUCUAAAUUUGAUCAUCAAGAACUACCUCUUCAGAAAACCCCGUCCCAGCAAAGCAACAUUUUAGACAAUGGACAAGAAGAUGUAUCUCCUAGUGGCCAAUGGAAUCCUUAUCCACUUGGGAGGCGGGAUGUACCUCCGGACACCAUUACUAAAAAGGCAGGCAGUCACAUCCAGACUUUGAUGGGGUCCCAAAGCCUUCAGCAUCGCAGCCGGGAGCAGCAGCCAUAUGAAGGAAAUAUAAACAAAGUGACCAUCCAGCAAUUUCAGUCACCAUUGCCUAUUCAGAUCCCCUCUUCACAGGCCACCCGGGGACCUCAGCCUGGACGGUGCUUAAUUCAAACUAAAGGGCAAAGGAGUAUGGAUGGAUAUCCAGAACAGUUUUGUGUGAGAAUAGAAAAGAAUCCUGGUCUUGGAUUUAGUAUCAGUGGUGGAAUUAGUGGACAAGGAAAUCCAUUCAAACCUUCUGACAAGGGUAUCUUUGUUACUAGGGUUCAACCUGAUGGGCCAGCAUCAAACCUACUGCAGCCUGGUGAUAAGAUUCUUCAGGCAAAUGGACACAGUUUUGUACAUAUGGAACAUGAAAAAGCUGUAUUACUACUGAAGAGUUUCCAGAACACAGUAGACCUAGUUAUUCAACGUGAGCUUACUGUCUAA
Propithecus coquereli (Coquerel's sifaka) is the source of this 4889-nucleotide messenger RNA. RefSeq names its product leucine rich repeat containing 7 (gene LRRC7). Bases 366 to 4889 code for a protein of 1507 amino acids. The transcript is spliced from 28 exons. Gene Ontology annotation, biological process: neurotransmitter receptor transport postsynaptic membrane to endosome; neurotransmitter receptor transport, endosome to postsynaptic membrane. The record is from RefSeq and is a predicted model, not a curated record. Lineage: Eukaryota; Metazoa; Chordata; Mammalia; Primates; Indriidae. Gene Ontology annotation, molecular function: protein binding. Gene Ontology annotation, cellular component: postsynaptic membrane; adherens junction; postsynaptic density.